Molecule: messenger RNA, 1594 nt
Organism: Cucumis melo (muskmelon)
Lineage: Eukaryota; Viridiplantae; Streptophyta; Magnoliopsida; Cucurbitales; Cucurbitaceae
Product: syntaxin-71
Exons: 9
Coding region: 466-1266 (266 amino acids)
Biological process (GO): intracellular protein transport; vesicle fusion
Cellular component (GO): endomembrane system; membrane; SNARE complex
Molecular function (GO): SNARE binding; SNAP receptor activity
Source: RefSeq, a predicted model, not a curated record
AAAAACGGUGUUCGUAAAACUAAAAUAUAGAGACAGAAAUAGUCAAAUUAAAACUUCUUCAUGUACCAAAUGAAGAAAUCGGCAGAGUUACCCCAAAAGUUUGCAUCUUGAGUCUAGUUUCUGUCAAGUUAGAUCGAGAACCGAGAUGUAAAUAAGUAAAAGGUAUCAACCUUGUGAUUCUGUCGAAUGUUUGGAGAUUUUUGGAUGAUAUUUGGGUGAUGAUUAACAUGGAUAUUAGAGUCUAUAUAUUUUUUUCAAAUCUCACGUAAUUUUUAGCUGUUUCCAAAAACUAAAAAGAGGAAGAAAUUAGUUCUCUCUAUUUUUAAAUAUGGUUAGUCCUCCAUCUUCGCUUCGUAAGCGCUUUGUACGGUGAACGUCUGAGAAAGAAAGGAAGAAACAAACAAGAAAUGAUGUUGAACCCAUUUUUGUAUUCUGCUUCUUCAAUCUUCUCCAUCCCAAAUCAAGAUGACUGUAAUCGACAUCAUCUUCCGAGUCGAUUCCAUUUGCAAGAAAUACGAAAAGUAUGAUGUCGUGAAACAGCGUGAGCUCAAUGCUUAUGGUGAUGAUGCCUUCGCUCGCCUCUUCGCCGCCGUCGAACACGAAAUCCACGCCGCUCUUCAGAAAUCUGAGGCUGCUUCAACUGAGACGAAUAGGGCUGCUGCUGUUGCGAUGAACGCUGAGGUUCGACGGAAGAAGGCUCGAUUGAUGGAUGAAGUCCCUAAGCUUCGUAAAUUGGCUCACAAGAAGGUUAAAGGGGUUCCAAAAGAAGAGCUGGAGGUCAGAGAUGAUCUUGUUCUUGCACUUGAAGAGAAGAUUAAAGCCAUACCAGAUGGGAAAACCUCAGGAGCCAAACAUUCUGGAGGAUGGGGCUCCUCCUCCUCAUUUAACAAUAUCAAGUUUGAUUCAUCAUCAGAUGGAAACUUCGAGAGCGAGUAUUUCCAGCAAAGUGAAGAAUCAAGUCAAUUUCGAAAUGAGUAUGAAAUGCGGAAGAUGAAACAGGACCAAGGUCUCGAUGUCAUAUCCGAAGGUUUGGACAUGCUGAAAAAUCUGGCUCAUGAUAUGAAUGAGGAAUUGGACAGACAAGUUCCAUUAAUCGAGGAGAUUGACUCAAAGGUGGACAAGGUGACUGAUGAGAUUAAAAAUACCAAUGUUAGGCUCAAGGAAACACUUUAUGAGGUGAGAACUAGUCAAAACUUCUGCAUUGAUAUCAUUCUUCUCUGUGUAAUUCUUGGAAUUGCUUCUUACUUGUACAACAUAUUGAGUUGAGUUGGUUUAAGAGGUUAUUUUUUCAUUGGUUGAAAUAUGGGAUGAUAGUAAAUAUGGAGAAGGAGCUAUCAACUUCAAUACUCUGGACUUUGAUGAUCUUUUCAGCUUUGUGUAUAAUUUCAUUUCAUGGGUUUAUUGUAAAAUUUAUAUCCCCUUUUUUCAUUUUGCUUUAUUGAGGUUUGUAAAUUUGUUGUUGGGGGAAGUCAAAUAUAUACAUAUAUAUAUAAUGGUUCUUUUGGAGUAAAUAGAUUUGGAACAACAAUGAUUACAUGAAAGGAAAUUGAACUUAUAAAACUUUCAAUUUCAUUGAACUUUUAACUUGUUUUUU